UCCACGUCGUCCCUGCUUCCUUCUUCUAUUCGCAGAGACGACAUCGGACUUCCUUCUCUGUCGCAAGUUCGGGCAUCUCGUCGCUGGAUCUCGAGAGCUGUCCCUUGAGCGGAAAAUAAGGAAGCAGGACCGAAGAGGAGAUACCGAGAAGAAGGGGGUGUUUUGCGAAUAUGAUGCGAUCAGAAGGUACCGAGCUGGACGAUGCGCCACCGGCCGUCCAGCAGUUUCUCGCCCAAUCCUCAAAGGCGCAACAGCGUUUCCAGGCCUUUCUUGAUCAGACGACUCCCUACACGGCGAAACGAUGGGGUGCCACGGCAGGUCUCCUCUUCUUGUUCAUGCUGAGGAUCAUCCUUUCGCAAGGGUGGUACAUUGUCUGCUAUGCACUCUUCAUCUAUCUCCUCAAUCUCUUCCUCGCCUUUCUCCAGCCGAAGUUCGAUCCCUCCAUGGACGCCGACUUGGCUGAGCAGGACGUGGAAGAGGGCGAACCGGGUCUGCCGACGAGCGCGAGCACGUCAUCGUACGGCAACGGGAAAGGAUCCGGCGGCGGUGGAGGGGGCCUGAUGAGCGGAGUCUUUGGCGCAAAUGGCGGGCAGCAGGAGGACGAGUUUCGACCUUUCAUCAGAAGGUUGCCCGAGUUUAAGUUCUGGCUUGGCGCGACGCAGGCCAUUCUCAUCUCGCUCUUCUGCACCAUGUUCUCCGUCUUUGACAUUCCAGUGUUUUGGCCGGUGCUCGUCAUCUACUGGUUGAUGUUGACUGGCAUCACGAUGCGAAGACAGAUCAAGCACAUGAUCCGGUACAAGUAUGUCCCAUGGGAUCUGGGCAAGAUGAAAUACGGGAGAAAGUAAAGGAAAGCUUUCUUCGACGCUCCUUCAUUGUUGUACAACGUUUAAUUGUGUAGGCACGGCCAUCGCCAUCUCUAAACUUCCUCCCUUUUACCGGAGAGCGACAUAAAGUACAUUUCCUUCGCCCGUCUAUGCUUUCAUGCCUCUCCAUCUCCGGUCCACUUUUGGCCAGUGAUGCGCUCGUACGCCUCCUUGUACUUUUCCGACGUCUUGCGCACUACUUCAUCGGGCAGCCGUACC
Acaromyces ingoldii is the source of this 1082-nucleotide messenger RNA. Its product is annotated as retrieval of early ER protein Rer1. Gene Ontology annotation, cellular component: Golgi membrane. Bases 171 to 845 code for a protein of 224 amino acids. The transcript has 6 exons. Lineage: Eukaryota; Fungi; Basidiomycota; Exobasidiomycetes; Exobasidiales; Cryptobasidiaceae. The record is from RefSeq and is a predicted model, not a curated record. Gene Ontology annotation, biological process: protein retention in ER lumen; retrograde vesicle-mediated transport, Golgi to endoplasmic reticulum.